Molecule: messenger RNA, 1047 nt
Organism: Penicillium salamii
Lineage: Eukaryota; Fungi; Ascomycota; Eurotiomycetes; Eurotiales; Aspergillaceae
Source: the annotation of a GenBank genome assembly
AUGCACGUCCUCUCCGAACCCGACGUCUCCAAGGUCUUCCGUGGCCUAACCAAAGAGCAAUGCCACACCUUCAUCAAAGCCCUGGGAAAUGCCCUGAUCAGCAUCUCACAGGAGUCCAAACCCUCAUUCCCAGAAUCAGACAAACAAAUCCACCAACCGCUCCGCACUGUCUUCACAACUAGCAAGAACAAUAGUUGCAUCUUCAUGCCAAUUUCCGACACCGUCUCAACAGGCAUCAAAGUAGUCACCGUCGCCGCAGGCGGUAUCCAAGGCGUCAUCAAUGUCUUCAACCCAGAAGGACGCCUGCAGGGCCUGCUCGCCGCCGCAGAAAUAACAGCCUUCCGCACUGCACUGGCAACAAUGACUCUCCUUGUUCGAGUGCCCAUUCGCAAAGAUAACAUCCUUGUCCUCGGCUCUGGCCGUCAGGCAGAAUGGCAUGCCAGACUUGCAUUGCUUCUAUAUCCCGAGCAAGUCCGUCGCGUGACCUUUGUGAAUCGCGGGGCGAAAAGACUCGCAGAGAUGGACCGAGACGUGAUCGCCGAGUUGCGGGGUAUUUAUCCCGAUGUUACUUUCUCCACGCUGGCAAAGGAAGGUGUCAAUGAUUAUCAAGCCAGACUUGGAGAGGAACUUGGAUUGUCGGAUGUGAUUUUCAGUUGUACGCCUUCUAUUGAGCCGAACUUUGCGUUUGCGGAUUUGCAGACUGUGCCGAAGCAGAGGUUUAUCUCGUUGAUUGGGUCUUAUAAACCGCCUAUGCAUGAGAUUGAUACUGAGACACUGCUUUCGGGUGGGAAGGUUUAUGUGGAUUCUAAAUCUGCUUGUCUGGAGGAGGCGGGGGAGUUGAUUACUGCUGGCCUUGGGGAGGGGGAUUUGAUUGAGAUGGGUGAUCUUUUGGGGAGUUCGGGUGUGGAUGAGAUGGUGGAGGUUCCUGAUGGUGGGAAUGUGGUCUAUAAGUGUGUUGGUAUGGGGUUGAUGGAUCUUGUUAUUGGAAAGAAGGUGCUUGAUGUUGGGGGUGAGAUGGGGCUUGGGACUCAUGUGGCGGGUUUCUAG